Aspergillus brunneoviolaceus CBS 621.78 is the source of this 913-nucleotide messenger RNA. RefSeq lists its product as uncharacterized. The record is from RefSeq and is a predicted model, not a curated record. The transcript has a single exon. NCBI's taxonomy places the organism in Eukaryota, Fungi, Ascomycota, Eurotiomycetes, Eurotiales, Aspergillaceae. The coding region runs from base 262 to 465 and encodes 67 amino acids.
UGCAGCACUGUUCUCUCUUAGUGUUUAUCUAACCUCUUAAGUGUUCACUGACUGAGAAUGCCUUUACUCUAGACGCCAGUCCCCUGCACCUCUCACAUCGGUCUCACUUCUAAUAAAAGCUUGAACUUUUCAAGACUGAGCGGACCCUCUACAAGCGUCCAAAGGCUACAAGGCAUCCCUAUAGCAACAGAACCCUAGAACAAACAAACAUGCACUGAACUAUACAGUACCAUCAUAACACGAUCAAAAGAUCAAUCACACAUGGCCUGGUCGCACAGCUGUUUAUCGCUCCGGACCCCGAGGCAUAGACCGGUCCAAUCUUACAGUCAAAACCCGCCAAUCAGCUUGACGACUGCAUUUAAGUCCACUGGCAUGCAUCAUCCACCUUACUUUGUACCUUACUUACCGAGAUCUCCAGAUCUUGCCCAGGUUGUCAUUGGCUACAGUGUCCAGCACAAUCGGUAGUAGACUAGCUGGCCGGGCCUAGUACAAGAUGCUAAGGCUGUCACCUCUCCUUUAUCUCUUUAUCUCCAGAUUGUUUGCUCAUCACUGGUAUGAGCGGGUUGUCCAUUCCAGAUAUCCGCAUAGUUUGAGCGAUUGUUACGACUGCUCCGCGAAAUUAUAUCAUGUGCCUUACAUGAUUGGGAUCUCCUAGCGUGCAAGGCUCAGCCGGAUCCGUGGCGAUUCUCGAAAUAACCUCCACCGAUCUCAUGGAGGUUACCAUCAAAGUCUGCUGCCACUUCCACAGUCCUUCGUCAAAUCCGGUGAUCUUCGAUGCAACACAUUCACACCAGUUGGCAGCCAUCGAGCGCUAGAUUAUACCGUAAGAGGGUUGCAAAGAGAAGCCCCAAUGCCCGUAUAACUUAGAGUCUGCUACUGCAUCCUCCCCCAGCAACACCACGUAUGGCCUGGA